This is a messenger RNA of Biomphalaria glabrata, 4977 nucleotides long. RefSeq names its product annexin-B12-like. Gene Ontology annotation, cellular component: cytoplasm. NCBI's taxonomy places the organism in Eukaryota, Metazoa, Mollusca, Gastropoda, Planorbidae. Bases 182 to 1849 code for a protein of 555 amino acids. Gene Ontology annotation, molecular function: calcium ion binding; calcium-dependent phospholipid binding. The transcript is spliced from 16 exons. The record is from RefSeq and is a predicted model, not a curated record.
CCAAUUUCACUGCUUACCCUAAACCUUUCGCAAUACCUUGUUUGGUAGGUUUUUAGUGUAUUUCAAGAACUAAAUUAAGUGUAUACAAAAUUAAAAGCUCAUUAGAUAUUUCAAACACCAUUGAAGCUUGUGAUUUUCAAUUAUAAUAAAUAGAAAAGUCCUAAAAUAAAACUUCCUUAGAAUGAGUUAUCCCCCUUAUGGCAGCGGUUAUCCACAGCAAGGCUAUCCCGCCCCUGGAGGAUAUGGUGGUGGACCAGGCUAUCCACAGCCUGGUGGUUACCCUGCUCCUGGUGGAGCUGGUAUGCCAACACCUGAGUCUGCAUCAGCUGCAGCUUAUGGAACACCUGGUGGUCUACCCUAUGCCCCACAGCCUGCUGGUGGUCCAGGCACUAUAGGAUUUAAUGUGGGAGGACCCAUGCCAGGUGGUCAAGGCUACCCAGGAGCCUACCCUUCAGCUCAGCCAUCUUAUCCAGCAGCACAGCCUGGAUAUCCUGCUCAACCAAGCUACCCACAACAGGGUGGAUACAAUCCUUCUCCAGCAUACAACCCACCACCUGGUGGUUUUGGUGCACCUACUCCUGCUUACGGUCAGGUGCAAGGCAGUGCACCUCCACAGUCUGCUGGCUAUGGGUCAUCACCUGGAUAUGGUGCUGCACCUGCUGCUGGAUAUGGAGCUCCAGGUGCCCAGCCAGGAGGGUACAGUGCACCCAGUGCAGGAGGAUAUGGAGCCCCACCUGCUGGUGGGUACGGUGCACCCUCUGCUGGUGGCUAUGGUGCACCCCCUGCUGGUGGCUAUGGUGCACCCCCUGGUGGCCAAACUGGUGGCCAGUAUGGUAGUUAUGGAGCACCCACAGGUGGAGCAAACUAUGGCAGUGUACCAGGCCCAGCUAAUUACCAAAUCUAUGAAGAAGGCACACUCAAGCCAUAUCCAAAUUUUAAUGUAGAACAAGAUGUCCAAGUUCUGAGGAAAGCAAUGAAAGGCUUUGGCACUGAUGAAAAAGCUAUUAUUGAUAUACUUGGCCACCGAUCCAACGCUCAGAGGCAGCAGAUCAAGCUUAUGUACAAAACAUGUUUUGGUCGUGACUUGGUCAAUGACUUAAAGAGUGAGCUAGGAGGACGCUUUGAAGAUGCUAGUGUGGCACUGAUGAUGAAGCCAGAUGAAUUUGAUGCCUAUGAAAUUCGCAGGGCAAUGAGAGGUGCUGGCACAGAUGAAGCAGCUUUGAUUGAAAUUCUAUGCACAAGAAACAAUGCACAGAUCCAUGCUUUGACUGCAGCUUACAAAACCAUGUAUGGUCGCAAGUUAGAGGAUGACAUCAUUAGUGAAACAUCAGGUCACUUCCGAAAACUUUUAGUCUCUAUGUCAGUGGGAGGAAGACAAGAAAAUAUGCCUGUGGAUAUUAACAAAGCCAGAACAGAUGCUCAGAGACUCUAUCAAGCUGGUGAGAAAAGAUGGGGCACAGAUGAAAAUACUUUUAACAUGAUCUUGGCCUCUCAAAGCUAUGAACAGUGUCGGGCUGUGUUUGAUGAGUAUGGUCGCCUGUCUAAGCAUGACAUUGAACAAGCAAUUAAGAACGAGAUGUCUGGAGAUUUGUCUACUGGCAUGUUGACCAUUGUGAGAAUGAUCAGAAGCAAGCAUGGAUAUUUUGCAGACAGACUGUACUAUUCGAUGAAGGGUAUGGGCACAGAUGAUAGAACUUUGAUUCGUAUCAUUGUGUCAAGGUGUGAAGUAGACAUGAAGCAAAUAAGGGAUGAGUUCCAGAGACGAUAUGGCAAGGGACUAGAUGCCUUUGUUAGGGGAGAUGUUUCAGGAGACUACAGGACUCUUAUGCUUGCUUUGAUAUCUGGAUAAAUGGGGGACUACCAUGAAUGACUGCUCAAGUGGGUUACAAGUUGUGAAAGAAAUGACAUCCCAGCAACACAUGGAGCUCUGCACACCUAGACUGAAACAUGUACACUCUGAUGAUCAUGUUGUUCUUAUGUUUGACUUAGAUUUAGUGUUUUUAACUUUUGUUAUUUGUGUGUUGAAAACAACCAGCUUUUAGAUCUUCUUUUUAGGAGGUUUGUUUGAUAGCUCAUUCACGCUAACAACCAGAACUUGGCUCUUCUUUUAGGGAGGGAGGUUUGAUAUUUUGUCUACCCUUGGUAGACAGGUAAAUAUUUACCUUUUUUUUUUUUGUUUAAAAAUACAAAUUAUUCAAUUAACAUAUGCAAUGUAAGAAUAAACUAAUCAUCCACAACAGUCUAAAUAUUGCUUACAUGCCAUAAUCUAUUUUUAAAAAAUCAACAAAUGAUCUUAACAUUUUUUUUAAAUUUAAAUAAAGAAAAAUCCCUAACUUUGAUUUUUAAAUGCUGCAUCUUGUAAUUGACAGAUAUGUAACUUUGAGAGAAGAUGACAUUACUAUUUUAUGCUGUGUUUGUUUUGCUUUAUUCUACUUUUCCUUUUUCUUGAAGUCCUGCUUUCAAUAAAUGUCUUAUUUCAACUGAAAUGUAUGCCAUACAAUAUUGUUUGUUUUAUAAUCUGUAGCAUGUAUCAUACAGAAACAUUUUCAACAAGGUAUUUUUAAAAAAUUAUUUUAUUGAAGUUCUACAUUUAUAACCUGUAUAUUGACGUAUAUACUCUUGUUAGUGUGUGUGUUAUAUGUAUAUUCAUAUUGUUUGUUGUUUUAUUGAUUUGUCAACCUUGGCUCAGCCUAAAUGCCAAAUUGAUUCUAACUACAAAUAAUAUUUAUUUAUGCAUUUUACUAAAUACUUCUUAAAAUUUAUAUUUCUAAUGCCUGUAGAUCACAAGAAGCUUAUUAUAUACCAGCAAACAAAUUACGUUGUGUAUGAAAUGUCAUCAAGUUCAACAUUCACUAUAAAUUACUAAGAUCUGAUUUUGUUCUACACUUAACUUUGCAGGUGUUUGAGCUGUAAAAGUUGUUGACAAAUUUUGUUUCGUUAUUAGAAAACUUUUUUUUUGUUUUGAAAGCUGCUUUGUUGUUUGUUUGAUAUUCUGUUGUUUUUACUGUAUUCAAUAUACUAUUGCACUUUUUUAAUAACCAAAUUUGAUUAUCUUUAUGAGAAAAUAAAAUUAGCCAUUAUAACUUAGACUAGUAAUGUUAAAACCUUGUUUCAUCAUUAUAAAUCUUUUGAUGCAUAUUAUCAUACUUAUUAUUGUAUUGGAAACCAUUAGUAUCUGCUCUAGAUUGAUAAUAAUAAUUCAAAAAUAUUGACUAUGUUAUCAGACUGAAUAGAAAAAUAAAUGUUUUUCUUUUAUUCUACUAUCAGUUUGUUUGAAAUGACUGUCAGAGUUGAUCAUUUCUUCCUAUGUGUAGAUCUUCUUUUUCUAUGCUGUGGUGUAUGGAGAUUCUUCAAAUCUUUAAAGAUUUGAUCUUACUAGUUGUUAUUAUUUUUUUGCCAAGUGUCAUUUCUUCUGGUUCUGGUAAUUUUUUCAUUCAAAUUGUAAAUGUCUUUCUUUUUCGUAGUAAUUGUAAAGUAGCAAUGGUUAAUGAUUUUCAGAACAUUUUUUUUAACAUCAAAGCGAGUCAACUUUUUUUUUUGCUUUUCAUGCAAAUGUUUAAUGUCUCAGUUCUAUACUUCAUAUAGCAAAGAUGUCUACAUUAUAUCUUAGUCUGUUUCAUUGGAAUAUUCAUAUUCUGAUAUUGUUAAGAUUUGGUUUCCAAUAAUGACUUCAGCAUACAAUAUAUAACAUUGCUUGAGUAGAUGUAAAGAUUAAUGUAACUCUAUAUUUAUAUACUUUAUGUUUCUUGAAUACAAUAUGAUUUUGAAUGUAAUUGCUCAUUUAUUUGGUUUCAUUUACAUAUCAUUAUUUAUAUCAUUAUUUAGCCAUAAGUUCAAGUCCUUUAGGUUUUGUCAUCACAUUGAACCUACUCCUCAUGGACUUUUGUUGUUGAAAUAGGCCAGCCUAAGAGAAUGGUUGUGUUCAACUAAAGCUCUUCAGAAUUUAAUUUUCACAGUUGUUGUUUUCAUUGCAAAAUUUCACUUAAGGGGUUACUGGAUCCGAUUUUGGGUAAAAAAAUCGAUUUUUCAAUUUUGGUGUAAUUAAAUAGGUGGACAUGUAUUUUAUAAACUGGCACCAAAAAUUUUCUAAAAAAUAGCAUUUUUUAUCGAAAAAAAGCAUUUUAAUGAUGCGUGGUGAACACUAUUUUCCAUAUUUUUCUUAUUACAAAUUCACUGUUUUUGAGUGAAUGCAUUUUUUGUGACCCCCCCUGUAACAUAUUUCUAAAAUCUCUAGAACUAAUAGAGAUAAAUGUGUCAAAUUUGGUACACAUAUUCAGAGAUAAAUAAUACAGAGAAUCAGCUAGUUUUAAUGACUUUAGCUGAAGAAGUUUUUAAUAUAUGAUCUUUUGGGAAAAAAAAUGUGGAUGCAUGUUACAGGAAAAAAAUCACCCUUUUUUAAAAAAUCAUAAAAUGCACAGUACUAAGGGAAAAUGUAUAAAAUCUAGCUAGCUCCUUCCAGCCACCUUUAUACUUUAAGGUGUAAGUAUUUUUAGCUUUGAAAUUUAUCUAUUUUGAAAAAUUUUAGAAUUUUCCUAUAUGAACUAAUUUUUGUUUAUUUUCAAGAUGGCUGCCGUUACCAUGGCAACCCGGAAACAUUAGACAACAUUCAAUAUAUAUUUUUUAUUAUUGAGUUGUCAUAUGAUAUAAUAUAACAAUAGUUAUUAAGUUAAAGCAAAAAUAAAAAAAAUAAAUUUCACUAUCCAGUAACCCCUUAACAAAUUGCCAGUGGUAACCUUAGGCCAUUUCAUUUUAUUUUAAUUUUUUUGGAAACAUCUAAAUGUCCAACCAAAUUUAUAGCAAGCCCUCCCAAGUUCUUUACAUUUUUUUUUAUCAUUUUAUUUUUUUUUAGUUGUGUUGAUAAUAUUGCUAGAAAACAGUAAUCAUGGGUCUUCAUUUGUAUUAUUUCUUUUGUCAUUUUUUUUUCUAUAUUUGUUCACUAAUAAAAAUAUAAUAAAAAAAAACAUUUGUAUAAAACAA